Dichomitus squalens LYAD-421 SS1 is the source of this 687-nucleotide messenger RNA. RefSeq lists its product as uncharacterized. The record is from RefSeq and is a predicted model, not a curated record. The transcript is spliced from 6 exons. Bases 1 to 687 code for a protein of 228 amino acids. Lineage: Eukaryota; Fungi; Basidiomycota; Agaricomycetes; Polyporales; Polyporaceae.
AUGAAUGCUGGCCAGUCAGAUGGCCAGGUCCUCCUCUACAACUUCUUCGCAGACAACCCCAAGGAGCCCAACUUCAUCGCCUUCGCGCUCCAGAGGACGACGGAGCCUGGCGGGGAUGACGUCGCGAAGAUCUCCACCUUCCCCGCAUCCACUUGCUGGACAGUCCUACUCGAAGCCAUGGUCCUGGCUAACAACAACGCCGUGGUCCCUCUCACCACCAGUGUGGUCUGCGCUCCGUUAAGCAAGGCGGUCGUAAUGCUCGACAGUGGCACGUCACACACGGACAUCCGGGCACGCGACCUCUCCUUGGACGAGACUGACGAUAUUAUUGCAAAGUGUAACGCGCUCGUCGUCGCGAAGAUCGCGCGGAUGGACUCAAAUUCCGUCGCUUACCACCUCAUUGUGAAGAGGCGAAUCACAUGGAUCCCCGGCAAGCUGGUCGCGUAUGCACCUGUGGUCCACCUGACGGUAGAUAUAGCCCUCCUUGAAUGUGUCGACAGCGUGAACUUUGAUGCAAACACAUUCGCGACCCUUCCACCUCAAGUCGUCACGUCCCUAGUCCGGCUCACCGCUGAGGCGGACUCGCUGGAGGCCAAGCCAAGAAUCAACGACAGUUUGAACACGGUCAUUAAGCGUGCGGAAUCUGGUCUAUGUAUGACCAGCCUCUAUCCUUCGAGCAGUUACUGA